This is a messenger RNA of Oryctolagus cuniculus (rabbit), 561 nucleotides long. The record is from RefSeq and is a predicted model, not a curated record. Lineage: Eukaryota; Metazoa; Chordata; Mammalia; Lagomorpha; Leporidae.
AUGCACAUGGAAGAGAAGGGACAUGAAUGUACACAUAAGCCAGGGAAUGCCAACUGCCACCAGAACCUGGAUGGAGCAAGGAAUGAAUUCUCCCAGAAACUCCUGAAGGAAGUACAGCCCAGCCACCACCUUGAUUUUCGAUGUGUGGCCUCCAUAACUAGAAGGGCGGGCGACACGGCGGUGGCCGUGGUGGGCUGCGUGCUGCGGCGGUUCCAGCAGAUGGUUCCUUUAUCAGCUUCAGGGCAAAUUCGAGGUUACUACCUAGACUGGAAAACGUCGCGUGAUUUGAAGAGAGGAAAACUGGCCUAUGAGUAUGCAGAUGAGAGGCUACGGAUCAAUUCGCUGAGGAAGAAUACCAUUUUACCAAAAGAUCUUCAGGAAGUGGCUGAUGAAGAAAUUGCUGCCCUUCCCUGGGAUAGCUGUCCUGUUAGAAUCAGAAACCGGUGUGCUAUGACGUCCCGGCCACGUGGUGUGAAGCGGCGCUGCAGGCUUAGUCAUAUCGUCUUCUGUCACUUAGCUGACCACGGGCAGCUUUCUGGGGUGCAGCGAGCAAUGUGGUAA